AUGGCAGAGUUUCCAGGAUAUUUUCGUUACUGCUUGAACACAGGAAAACUUGUUCUUCUAGCAAUUUUGGUCUCUGGAGGAAUUGUCUUGCAGAUUUUGGCAUGUGCCUUGUAUAAAAAUUGGUGGCCAAUGCUAACUGUGAUAACAUAUGUCCUUCUACCAAUGCCUUUGCUCUUCUUUGUGGGAUCCGACCAUUCUUCUUUAUUUUCUGAAUCAGAUAACAGCUGGGUGAAUGCAACCAAGUUCUUAACCGGGGCAUCAGCUGUUGGAAGCAUUGCCAUUCCAGCCAUAUUAAAGCAUUCUGGUGUUAUCAGUUGGGGAGCUUUUGCAAUGGAACUCUCUUCAUUCUUUGUGUUUGUAUCUGCCAUAAUGUGUUACUUAAGGAUGAAUGAUGAAGAUGAUUAUAGUUAUCUUUAA
Messenger RNA from Sphenostylis stenocarpa, 417 nucleotides. NCBI's taxonomy places the organism in Eukaryota, Viridiplantae, Streptophyta, Magnoliopsida, Fabales, Fabaceae. The record is from the annotation of a GenBank genome assembly.